GAGGUCCUCCCAGACACACACACACACACACUCAUUCAACAAGAGGUGCCAUUGUGCAGUGGAGUGGGAUACACUCAGAACUCCAUAUGAAAAAGAGAGAGUGUGUGUUUUAGAGAGCAUGUAGUCUGUGGGUGGCAUAUUUGAUCAAGUACUCCAGUCUGAGAAAGCGUAGUAGUAGCUCAUGCUAUAGAAUGGCACCGCUGCAUCACUGUUGACUGUCCGUAAUCAUGUCUUGCAUGUGUGUAUAUUGCUGUGCAUCAUCCAACACGACAACACACAUGACCUUUCUUUUUCCUGUCCCUGACUCCUUGCAGUGUGUACCAUGACGACAGAGGCUAGCGCGGUGGGCGAGGCGGACACAGAGGGCAAGCCGAAGCCCAGCGUAGCAGAGGCAGAGGUAAAACCGGAGAACAAGCAGAGCCCAGAGCCAGAAGCAGCAGCAGCGGAGCCAGAGGGGGAGAAGCCCAGCCAGAAGGCCCAGGAGCAGGCCUCAGAGCCUGGCCCCACAGAGAGCCCUACCUCCCCCACCACCACCACAGCUGAGGAGGAGCAGCUAGUGAAGCCCCGCCAGCGCACCUCAGCCGGCCGGGGCCUCUCACGCCUAUUCUCCUCCUUCCUCAAGCGGCGCUCACAGUGCACAGACGUAGAGUGGGCCGAGGUCGAGAAGGUAGAGAAGGAGACUAAGGAGAAAGAGAAGGCAGAGGCUGGAGCAAAGGAGGAAAAGUUAGAGCAGGCCAAGGGGGAGGAGAAGAAAGAAGCAGAGGAAAAGGGGGAGAAGAAAGAAGUGCUGAAAAAAGAGGAGGAAAAGGUUGAGAAGCAAGAGGAGGAAGAGGCAGCAAAGAAAGAGGCAGUGAAGAAGAAGAAACAGGAGGAAGAGGCAGCAAAGAAAGCAGAGAAGAAGAAGAGAGAGGAGGAAGAGGCAGCAAAGAAAGAGGCAGUGAAGAAGAAGAAAGAGGAGGAAGAGGCAGCAAAGAAAGAGGCAGUGAAGAAGAAGAAAGAGGAGGAAGAGGCAGCAAAGAAAGCAGAGAAGAAGAACAAACAGGAGGAAGAGGCAGCAAAGAAAGCAGAGAAGAAGAAGAAAGAGGAGGAAGAGGCAGCAAAGAAAGCGAAGAAGAAAGAGGAGGAAGAGGCAGCAAAGAAAGCGAAGAAGAAAGAGGAGGAAGAGGCAGCAAAGAAAGCGAAGAAGAAAGAGGAGGAAGAGGCAGCAAAGAAAGCGAAGAAGAAAGAGGAGGUAGAGGCAGCAAAGAAAGCAGAGAAGAAGAAGAAAGAAGAGGAAGGGGUAACGAAGAAAGAGACAGAAGAAGGAAAAGAAAGAGGAGGAGAAGGGGAAGAAGAGGAGAAUAAAGAGGUAAAGAAGAAAGAGGAGGGGAAGGGGAAGAAGAAACGGAAGGGCAAAAAGAAAGCAGUGGAGGAGCCCAAAGCAGGGGAGCCGUCCACAACAGAGGUGCAGGUAAAAGCCCCCAUCGCUGCCCCGGAGCCAGAGCUCAGAGCGGAGGCAGAGGGGGAGGCUGAACAGGAGACGCAGGAGGAGCCUGUAGAGGCCCAGGACCAUCACUCCAUCAGCAGCGCAGAGACACAGCCAGCACAGGAGGAGCAGAAGGCGGACACUGAGGUAGAGAAGGAGGCGGUAGUAGAGGAGGUAGAGAUGAAAGCAGAAACAGAGGAAGAGCUGGCCGAGCAGAUGGAGGAGGAGGGAGAGGCGAACGGAGGGGAGGGGGAGAACACUAACGGAGAAGAGGAGAAGAAGGUGGCAGCAGAGGAGGCCAAACCCUCCAAGCGCCCGCGGAUCAUGCAGUGUAAAGUCACCCUCCUGGACGGCACUCUGUUUGAGUGUGAGCUCGAUAAACAUGCGAAGGGCUCGGAUCUGUUUGUGAAGGUGUGUGACCACCUCAACCUGCUGGAGAGAGACUACUGUGGCCUGGCCGUCUGGGAUACCCCCACCUCCAGGACAUGGCUGGAUGCCUCCAAAGAGAUCCGGAAACAGGUGGCAGAUUAUAGAUACGAGUUCACUUUCAACGUGAAGUUCUACCCUCCUGAUCCAGCUCAGCUCACAGAAGACCUCACCAGGUACUACCUGUGUCUACAGCUGCGUAAGGACAUCCUGAGUGGCCUGCUGCCAUGCUCCUUUGUGACUCUGGCCAUGCUAGGCUCCUACACCGCCCAGUCUGAGCUGGGGGAGUAUGACCCAGAGGUCCACAGCUCUAAUUACACCAAGGAGCUGAGGCUGGCCCCGGGACAGGGCAAGGAGCUGGAGGACAAGGUCAUGGAGUUGCACCGCACAUAUAG
Messenger RNA from Coregonus clupeaformis (lake whitefish), 2286 nucleotides. Its product is annotated as protein 4.1-like. Lineage: Eukaryota; Metazoa; Chordata; Actinopteri; Salmoniformes; Salmonidae. The annotation marks the transcript as partial. Gene Ontology annotation, cellular component: cytoskeleton; plasma membrane. The transcript is spliced from 7 exons. The record is from RefSeq and is a predicted model, not a curated record.